AUGUCCACUAGCAUUAGUGCAUUGUGCUCAGCAUGCGUUCUACUGUUUACUUGCAUUGUGAAUAUCGAAGCGUUUGAAGGAAAAGAAUUCUUCUGCAGAGAUCCUGAUACCGGUAAACUUCACGCUGUAAAUACAACAUGGCCAUCGGAAACGUUUUGUGGUAAUUACACCUGUAAACUUAGAAAACUGAACAGAACUGAGACUCAAUACGCGCCUAUAAGACAAAUAAGUGUAACCGAUGUUCCUAUAUUUAAAUCAAACAAUAACGAAUUAAAUAAUAAUAAUUCUCAAAACAAUUUAUUUAAAAUAGAAUCAAUUAAGAAUAUUUCUAAAAUUUUAAAUACUAAAAAUGACAAAUAUGAUCCACAAACCGCAAAAAGCAAUGUUGUUGGGGAAGUUACCGAUGGUACUGACAGAGUAUUAAAUGAGAAAGAGAUAAAAACUAUAUCUAAAUUAUUGCAUGAUGUCAAAAAAAGCGAUUUGGAAGCAAUAUUAGACAUUUAUAAUUUAGCUCAAGAUUUAUACAAAGAAAUGGAUAAAGUGACAAAUGCUAAUACCAUACAAGAAACGCCAAAAUCUAUUACACAAGAAAAUCAAGAUAAUUUAUUACAAGAUGCUAAUGAUUUUAUUAAAAACAAUAAGUCAGAACACGAACCCUCACAGAGUCAUCAUAUGACUAAUGAAGCGUUAGAUAUGGACUUACAAACUUCAAAUAUUGUACAGACUACUGUAUCCCCAAAUAAAGAAAAUGCAUAUUAUAAUUUUGGAAGCACAUUGACUACUCAAGAUUUUGCAAGGCUUCCAUACUACUAUCCAUUAUCCAGUUUUCAAAGACAAUAUUCAUAUGUUCAUCCAUCUUAUACUGUUUGUCAAAAUAAUAAUAAAUCACAGGCAUGCAAUCAAGAAUCUGGUACAACCAAAAAUGUUCCAGUAGGUCCUCCUAGUUUUAGCGGAGUGAUGAAAAAACCUUUUACAGUAGACUAUCAUAAGUCCAUGCAACCUGUACUCCUACCAUAUCCGUUUGCUUACGUUCAUCAUUACAAUUCUAGUGGUCACCAAAGUAAUUUCUAUUACGACGAAAAUCCAUGGACUCGCUAUCAAACAUACAAACAAAGUGGAAGUUAUCUUCCAUAUUAUAUAGCACAAUUAAGCAAACCACAAUCUGUUAAAGCCGAACCUAAUAUAGAAAUUGCAGAUGAUAAAUCAAAGACUGGUGAUUUAUUAAAGACCUUAUUAUCGAAACCUAAGGUUGAUAAAGGUAUGCCUGAAUGGAAAACAAAACCAUUAUCAAGUAAUAUAUUAGAAGAAGUAAGAGCACAUUUCGAACAGAAAGCUAAGUUGAUAAAACCAAUUUCAUUGCGAAAAAAGGUAAAUUUAGAGAGGGUUGGUAAAGUUAUAAAGUUAGAUGAAUUGAAUAGAAAUAAGAGGAGUGUUGGUGGAGAGAAAAUUGAAGGUGUUGAUCUGUACGAAGCCUAUAUUGAAAGGACAACAUGCCAAUCAGAGGAGGAUCCGGGAUUCUUCCGAAUGGGUAACCACACAGAACCCUACCCGGCCUGCUGCCCACAAAGAAUAAGUUGA
This is a messenger RNA of Achroia grisella, 1578 nucleotides long. RefSeq lists its product as uncharacterized. The transcript has 3 exons. The coding region runs from base 1 to 1578 and encodes 525 amino acids. The record is from RefSeq and is a predicted model, not a curated record. NCBI's taxonomy places the organism in Eukaryota, Metazoa, Arthropoda, Insecta, Lepidoptera, Pyralidae.